AUGCAACCAGUACAGCCAUGGACAGGACGACCGGUAAUGAUUGCAGUGCCCGGUCGUACACCUCGACAGCAAAUGUGGAGGAAAACAUUUCCUCGUGGUAUUGCAGCUUUAAUUGGCACUUGUCAAAUGUUUCUGACAUUCGGCAUUUUGGCAUGUGAAACUCUAAGUAUGAUUGUUGAUUUUUAUCAUGCAAUGCUGUUCGUUGGUUAUUGGGCAGGUGCAUUUUUCACAAUUACUUGGAUUUCUGUUUAUGGCUCCCUUUGUUGUAAAGGAAGAGGAUGUACGACAUAUACAUUAGUUACGCAGGUCAUCUGUCUUUGUUUAGCCAUCUGUGUACUUGUAAUCGAUAUUAUUUUUCUUUCAAAUCCAUUUCUAUGCUUUUAUGGUACAUAUACGUGUACCUCUUCAUCGUCUACUACAUAUACCUCGUGGUCAUUCCUUGCCAGUACCAGCGAUAUUUAUAACCUGAAAGUACCUAUACUGAAAGGACAACUGGCUGGUGCAGUGCUAAUGUUAGUCCUAGCAAUUAUUUACAUUAUACUCUAUAUAGUAACAGCUGUUAAAGUUCGUGGUCAUUCCAAUGCAAUACCGGAAAACAGAAUACCACUCCAAACAAAGGUACCAACAACAGUUGGUUAUCAAGAACCACAAGUAUCAUCGUAUAGCUCGACACCAUCAUCUCUACCAAUAAAUGCUAAACGGGGAUUGGCAACUGAACCAGAAGAAGAAAUUGAAUGUUACAAUUGUCAUAACAAGAUAACAUUGCCCCAAAGAAGAUAUUAA
Didymodactylos carnosus is the source of this 783-nucleotide messenger RNA. NCBI's taxonomy places the organism in Eukaryota, Metazoa, Rotifera, Eurotatoria, Philodinida, Philodinidae. The record is from the annotation of a GenBank genome assembly.